GUAAACCAGCUGGGCUCUCUUCCGAAAAAGCACAGACCUCACUUUUUUUUCCUCCCGUGCAGCAGUGUUUUCUUGGUCAUAUCUGAAGCUGUGUUGGAUGAAAUGCCCGUUACUUUAUACACUCCCGUCCUUUAAAGUAGGGUCAGCGCCUAGGCUGUUACGCUGACUCUCACGUACCGCGCGCUACUUCUGACUUUUAGCAAAAAUGAGCUUGCUCUUCAGUAGUGAAAGGGUUUUCCCAAUAAAAAACCAGAAAAAAUGUUCGAUAUUAAGGCUUGGGCCGAAUACAUCGUGGAGUGGGCUGCAAAGGACCCAUACGGCUUUCUCACUACAGUGAUCUUGGCCCUUACACCGUUGUUCGUAAUUAGCGCAGCGCUUUCGUGGAAGCUUGCAAAAAUGAUUGAGGCCAGGGAGCGAGAGCAAAAGAAGAAACAGAAACGCCAAGAGAAUAUUGCAAAAGCCAAACGAACAAAGAAGGAUUAA
Egretta garzetta (little egret) is the source of this 483-nucleotide messenger RNA. RefSeq names its product small integral membrane protein 15. The coding region runs from base 259 to 483 and encodes 74 amino acids. The transcript is spliced from 2 exons. The record is from RefSeq and is a predicted model, not a curated record. NCBI's taxonomy places the organism in Eukaryota, Metazoa, Chordata, Aves, Pelecaniformes, Ardeidae.